AUCACCUACAUCCACAAACAUCCCAUCCGUGUCCAUGGGCGUCUCACAAGUGAGGUCUGCAUGAUUGAUUCCCGUUUCUCCGUCAAGGUCGGACACUACGGCCUCCCUACCAUAUACGACACUGUCAAACUGGAAGGCAAAGAGCCGAGCUCGGAGAAAGGUCAGGCUGAAUUAAAACACAAUUUAUUCAGAUUUUCCAACGUGAAUUUGAAAUAUGACCUGAGAUUUAAGUAUAUAUUGUUUGCUAAGUCUCAAUCACAUUAGACUAAAAUUGUGAUGUUAAUAUAACUUUGUCUGGUAGUCUUAAAUUCUGCUUAAUUCCUAGUAGCAGUUACAUUAUAUAUAGUAUAAGGUGGGCUGCGUCCAAGCCGGGGGAAGUAAAUAAAUUAGUAGAACAAUAUAUGUUUAGGCUUAGAAAAAAAAGGCCCAACAAUUUAAAAGAAGUUUCGCCAAAACGCCUUCUUAAGCAGACAAUACUAAACAAGAAAUCAAAUUAUUUUAAAUUUGAAAAACUUAAGCGUUCUCAGAUCGCAAUGCAGCUUUCCCAGUCCCUGUGUAGUAAACAUUACGCAUCUGUGUCAUUUUUUUCACGUGGUGUCUUUUUGUGUGUUGUUUUUAACCUUUUUAACAAAUGUUUACACGUGCAAGACAAUUUCUGGGUUGCGCCCGAGCGACUGAGAUACGGAGGAAGUGCCACCCAAGAGGGGGACGUCUAUAGUCUGGCGAUCAUCAUCUCUGAGAUCUUGACAAGGGAGGAGCCGUACAGCCAUGAUAAUGAUUUUCUAACAACACAGGGUAAAAAAAUAUUUUAAAAAAUCUAACGUUUAUCAGCUCUUGAACAAUUGUACGCCCCAAAAAAAGUGUCAUUAUUGCUUGAAAUGAUACGACAUUGGGGGAUUCUGGAAACAUCUUUUUACCGUGUACACAGGAUGUACAAACACAGUCAUAACACUACAAACUUCUAUGAAACGUGAAAAUCCUUUAAGAAAAUGUAAAUUUCAAAUGGAAAACUGACGUCAUGGUGGGUUGUUGUUGUUUUUUCCGUACAAUUUCAGAGGUGUUGGAUAAGAUUGUUCUGGAGCAGGAUCCCCCGUUCCGCCCUGCUGUGACAGCACCCCCAGAUCUGAUACCGCUGGAGGCGCUUAUGAAGCAGUGCUGGGAUCAAGUCCCACAGAAGAGGCCUUCACUGAGUAAGAUCUCUGGCGUUCUACAAGGGUUAAUGAUGUAAGCGAUGUUUUAGGAUGUAGAGGAAGUCAUUAUACGUCUGUCUCUCUCUCUCUCUUUCUCUCUCUCUCUCUCUCUCUCUCUCUCUCUCUCUCUCUCUCUCUCUCUCUCUCUCUCUCUCUCUCUCUCUCUCUCUCUCUCUCUCUCUCUCUCUCUCUCUCUCUUUCUCUAAUCUAUCUCUCUCUUUCUAUCACUUUCUCUGUCUUCCUCUCUUUUUCUGUUGAUCAUGCCGUCGGUCCGCCUCAUUCACUUUCUCCUUGUAAAACAUGUUUUCGAAAUUAUAUCUCACCCAAUCUCCUUUUAUAUUAAUAUUGUUUUAAAUGCCACGUUUCCGUUUAAAGGAAAAUCAACAAGUCUGGCAGUCUGCUGGACAACCUGCUCCAGAGGUUAGAAAAGUACAGCAGCAACUUGGAGAAAAUUGUGGACGAGAAAGUGGAUGAACUCAAACAGGAGAAACAGAAAUCUGAGGAGCUGCUCAGACAAAUGUUGCCCAUGUAGGUGAUUAAAUAGCAUGAUGUCUUCUCAGACAAAUGUUGCCCAUGUAAGUGUUUAAAUAGCAUGAUGUCUGGUCGGAAAAACUUUGCCCAUGUAAUUGUUUAAAUAGCAUGAUGUCUGGUCGGAAAAACUUUGCCCAUGUAAGUGUUUAAAUAGCAUGAUGUCUGGUCGGAAAAACUUUGCUCAUGUAAGUGUUUAAAUAGCAUGAUGUCUGGUCGGAAAAACUUUGCUCAUGUAAGUGUUUAAAUAGCAUGAUGUCUGGUCGGAAAAACUUUGCUCAUGUAAGUGUUUAAAUAGCAUGAUGUCUGGUCGGAAAAACUUUGGUCAUGUAAGUGUUUAAAUAGCAUGAUGUCUGGUCGGAAAAACUUUGCUCAUGUAAGUGUUAAAAUAUCAUUGUGUCUGGUUUUACAAAUAUUGCCCACGUAAGCGUUAAAACAGCCCGUUGCCUACUCAGAAAAAAUGCUGUGCAUCUGUUUGAAUAAGUAAACUGUGACACGAAAAUGUUGGCGCGGACAUGGCCUUGAAACAAGUGAAACUUUCCUUAUAUACGUUUUAAAUUACUUGUCCCAUUGGUUUUUUUCUUUAAAGAUCACGUAAUUUACAUUACUUAGUUUACAUGUUUUUUAAUAAUUGUAAAGUGCUUAGAGCUUUAAGGUAAGCGCUAUAUAAAACUGCCUAAAUAAAUAAAUUAUUUCAUCCCGGUCAGUUUAGAAUGUGUGCAGCGUUAAUGGGAGACAAGUAAUGUCCUUAACGUUUCUCGUGCAUGAUAUACAGAGUUUUAGGCCUUAGAGGACUGGCCCAUUUUGUUUUAAUUUAAAAAAAGAAGAGAAAAAUAAUGUUGGAGAGUGAACAAAGGCCGUUGAUUGUAUAUCAGGAUUUUGUGAAAAAAUAGUUUCAAGUAAAAGAAGAUUAUAUUAUGGAGACGAAUGGAGGCGCCAUCUGAGGUGCCACAACGGUCCAAGGACUAAUGGACAUGAUGAUGAUGAUUAUGGAAGAAAAAUAGGAAUUGAGAUUUGUGAGAUAUAAUUCGAAGUAUCUUCAUAUUUUUCUGUGACAAAUAUUCAUAAUUGUUGAUAUUGUGAAUCAGCCCCUUCAGUAUCUUACAUAUGCUGAUGACAUAGCGCUUUUAGUUAAACAUAGUAAAGACAUAUCACCUGAUGACAUAGCACUGUUAGGAAAAAAUAGUAUAGACAAAUUAAAAGCCUUUAUUAAAUUAGAAUACACGUUACUACAAGCAGGCUGGAAGUCAACAACCAAAAAAAAUAAAAAAAAUACAUGACUUUGAUAAGAGAAGAACAGACAGGUGAAACCAUUCAAAUGUGAAGCUAAACUUUUGAAAAAGUAAAUCAAUUCAAAUACCUAGAAUCUUUAUUAAAUGUACGAAACGAAAUGCUAACAGAAAUUUAAAAAAACAGAAUAUCAGCUGGGAACAUGUCAUACUUCAGUAGUCAGAAAAUACUCAAAAGUAAAAACAUUACAAGAGAAACAAAGAAAACUAUUAAUAAAACUGUAAUCAGACCAGUUGUAACACAUGCAAGUGAAACUUGGACCCUUACAAAAAACAGCAGAAAACCUAUGGAGAGGAAAGUUCUGAGGAAAAUAUAUGGACCAACAAAGGAUGAAUAUGGAUGGAGAAUACGAACAAACCAUGAAUUGAACAGUCUAUAUCAGGAUCCCACGAUAGUAGCAGAAAUAAAAAAAAGGGCAGGCUACGACGGGCGGGACACUUAGAGAGAAUGCCAAAUGACAGAAGAGAGAAGAGGGUGCACCACCAAAACCCCAGAGGGAAACCGCUCAAAGGCAGACCUAGGAUUUGAUGGAUGGAUGAUAUCGGCAAAGAUCUACAGCAGCUGGGAAUCCAUGGAAGCAUGGAAGCAUCAGUUAGGUCGAGUGGAAGGAAGUGAUAAGGCAGGCCAAAGCCCUACAUGGGCUGCAGCGCCACGUGGAUAGGAUGGAUUGUGAAUGGCCAUGUUAAAAUUAGUCACUGUUUGAACAGCAUCGUCUCGAUUAUUCAGUAUAACUAAAUAUAACGGUGAUAGUUUAAACAAUAUUUAUCCUUACUUUCAUUUGUAUUUGAAAAUGUGUCUAAGUAAGGAUACGUGCUUUUACAAUGUUUUUUUUUAUAACAAUGUAUUUCGCAGUCCGGUCGCCGACCGACUAAAAUCCGGACUGACCGUUGAGCCAGAGUUCUACGACUGCGUCACCAUUUACUUCAGCGACAUUGUCGGCUUCACGACCAUCUGCUCGGAGCUGAAGCCUGUCCAGAUCAUCAACCUGCUGAACGACCUGUACUCGUGUUUCGAUGGGAUUAUCGGCCACUACGAGGUCUACAAGGUGAGGUGAUGCAUCUUUCUCAGCUUUGAUAUUCUUUUCCUAGUGAUUUAUCCAAUUUUACAACUCGUGUUCCAAUACUCGAUAAACUAAACCAAAAAUGAUGGCUUAAGGAGAAAAAACAAAAAAUUACAUAUGCCAUACAUUUUCUCACUUUUAUUGUAUCGCUUCUCUGAUUAUUAUUUAUAGCCUCCUUUUUAACUACUUCGUUAUUCUUAGAUUUGUGUGUCUUUAAAUUGAGCACCGCAUAUAUUGGACUUAAAGGCAGCUGAAACAAAUGUUAAAUUUCAAUCAAGUUUUUUUUUGGGUAACAGAAUGAAAGGGUUACACAAAAAUAAGAAAGGGAAGAAAGAAAAAUAUAAGCUACCCAGAUGGAGUGAAUAAAAACUCGGAAAAGAAGAAUAUUAAAAUGGGCUUAAAUAGUUACAUAUUUUAAAUAAAACACACAUACAUCCAACACAUCCAACGAGAAGUCGUAGUCAGAUAUCGGAAUACGGGUUCUGAUGUUACAUUUGUGUACUUGGCGCUUAAUUUCAAUGUUAAUGUGAAGGCUGUUGAAGGAAGACUUUUUUUUCUCUAAUACAAUCACGGGAAACGCCGGGUACAUUAGCUAGUUUGAAAUAAAACACAGAUACAUUCAACACAUUCAGUGAGAUGUCGAUCUCGCCACCUGUAGGUAGAAACUAUCGGUGAUGCCUACAUGGUCGUCUCGGGACUGCCCAAUAGGAACGGCAACGAGCACGCGCGUCAGAUUGCCCGGAUGUCCCUGGCCCUACUGAAUGCCGUAUCAACGUUUACACCCAUCGAAACAUCGGAGGACCGGCUCAAGCUGAGGAUCGGGCUCCAUUCAGGUUUGUGGCGUAGGAAAUAUGGCAUGGAAGUGCACUGCAUUUGCUAUUGAUGCAACGCCGUAUCAUCGGGUGCCAAAUCAAUCAACCUUUGAAAACCAAGUUGUUCGUACAAAUCCUUUAUAAUAUGUAAAAAUCGAGCAAUGGGGCUGGGGAGCUUAAAAUUUGCCAAAAGACGCAAACAAGUAACACACUUUAUAAGAAUCCCAGAUUGUCAUCCCCCAACCUAAGGCUCGCAACAGCACAUGUUUUUGUUUUAUUUUGUGCAAUCCGGGUCACGUUAUUUCCUUCAUCUUCCCAUUGAAAAAAGGGGAACAAACUGAUAGAUGUGCGUCUGGGCUUGAAAAUUUGAGGGAAUGUUUUGUUAUCGGCAAAACUCUAUAUGCCAAGUUUCAGCUCGAUAGGUUGGCGAGUAGUGGUUCAAGAUUUUGUAACAGCACUUAAUGUGUUGUUGUUUUUUUUUUGUGUGGGCAUCUUUAGCGACAAGUUCCAUUGGAAACAUAGAGAAUGAAAUGAGAAUGGCUGAUUUAAGAAGGUCAUGGUUGCAAGCGACCGAGUGAAUUCACACAAACUUUGAAAGUUGUGCCAAAAAUAAAUUUAAAAUGUAGGAAAUUUAUUAACGGAAAUUGUUAAGCGGUGCAAUGGAUGUGGACCAAUCCAUCGCAAGUAACGCCACGUGACAUUCCCCAGGUCCAGUGUGUGCCGGCGUUGUCGGUCUGAAGAUGCCUCGCUAUUGUUUGUUUGGAGACGCUGUCAACACGGCCUCAAGGAUGGAGUCUAAUGGAGUAGGUGAGAUGUCAUGUGACAUAGUGGAGUAGGUGAGAUGUCAUGUGACAUAGUGGAGUAGGUGAGAUGUCAUGUCUAAUGGAGUAGGUGAGAUGUCAUGUGACAUAGGGUAGUAGGUGAGAUGUCAUGUCUAAUGGAGCAGGUGAGAUGUCAUGUGACAUAGGGUAGUAGGUGAGAUGUCAUGUCUAAUGGAGUAGGUGAGAUUUCAUGUGACAUAAUGGAAUAGGUGAGGUGUCAUGCCAUACCGUCAAGUGUUCCAAUAAAUAUACUUCAAGGUUGGAGUAUUGUCCACGCCUGCACGUGAACCACACCAAGUUUCACAUCACGUCCAAGUCCGUCAGUGUUGCUAUGUGUUGAAGAGUCCCCUUGUAUUUGUAUGUACUUCUCUUAAAUAUGGCAUGCAAUCAAGUGCUGUUGUGAAUGGUCGCCACUGCCCUGAACAGCCAUUUUACGUGUCUUAGGUUGCCCCUUAAUUUUCAAGCCCAUGUGUUACAAUACAAUUCUAUUUUCAGAACUGAAGAUUCACAUGAGUAGCAGCACUGCGGAUAUUCUGAAAACUUUUGGAAAAUUCAUCUACACGCGCCGUGGAGCUGUCGAUAUUAAGGUAAUCACAAUUUUGAAACAAUUCUUUCUAAAUCAUUUAUCAACAAGUACAGAUAUAAUUUUUAAAAAAAUAAGACAACAAUCGAUUAUAGAUCAGUUGUUUUUGGGAAUAAUCCACAAAGACACUAGGAAUGACAGUGAACCCUGGGAGAUUAAACCACAUUCAGAUUAAGAAAAUCUACACUUUUAUUUCCCGCCGCUCAUGGAUAUUUUUUUUUUGACUAUUUCCACAUUUAAUGUUUUUUUAAAGGUACUGUUUUAUCUGAUUUCACAUUAAAUUGAGUUAUUGGAUUCAAGAAAUAUUUUAAAGAUAGACCUAAAGAACGAUAACAAUUUAAGGUCAUUGUCAUAGAUCCCAUAUUGCCAACUCACGUUGACGUGAUUCACAGAAAAACGAGAAAAACGGGCCAACAGGUUAGACACGGAUAUAUUUUUUGAGUUGAUCAGCCUUCACAGUAAAUCGGAUGGCAAAAUUCUGUUACACAAUGUUUUAAGAAAAUAAGCAUUAUACAAUCCGUAUAGGAAUUUUAGAGAAUAUUAUUUCGAAAACUGCAUUGUUUUUUUUUUAUAUUUUAAAAAUUAUAUUUUUAAACACAUAGUAAAGGCAUCGUGUAUUAUUUUGUAUUUUGAUAUUUAACCCACAGGGUAAAGGCAUCAUGGAAACGUAUUGGCUGUUGGGUGAAGAGGAUUGA
Messenger RNA from Lymnaea stagnalis (great pond snail), 6979 nucleotides. NCBI's taxonomy places the organism in Eukaryota, Metazoa, Mollusca, Gastropoda, Lymnaeidae. The record is from the annotation of a GenBank genome assembly.